Molecule: messenger RNA, 4092 nt
Organism: Naegleria gruberi
Lineage: Eukaryota; Heterolobosea; Eutetramitea; Acrasida; Naegleriidae
Exons: 1
Coding region: 1-4092 (1363 amino acids)
Molecular function (GO): protein binding
Source: RefSeq, a predicted model, not a curated record
AUGGUUACAAAGGCAAAUAUUUCAAUUGUUGUCAUCGUUGUGAUGAUGGCCAUGUUGGUGUACAUGGUUAAUGGAGCACCAUUAAAUACAUACUCUGUCAAGAUUAGUACAUUUGCAGGUGGUAAUGGUGAAUUCAAAGAUCCACAAAAGCUUGCUAGAUUAUCAAAUGGUGAUAUUUUGGUCAGUGAUGCUUUAGGUCAUGCCAUUAAGAAGAUUAACGUGACCAGUGGUGUGAUUACUACAAUUGCUGGUAAUGGUACUGCUGGUUUUGGAGGGGAUAAUGGUCCAGCUGUCAAUGCUCUAGUCAACAAACCAUUUGGUAUUGCAGUUUCUCAAACAGAUGAGAUUUACUUUGCUGAUUCUGGAAAUAAUAGAAUUAGAAAAAUUGAUUUGACUGGUACAAUUACAACAGUGGUUGGUACAGGAGAUGCUACACCUUUCAUUGAUGGUGAUUUGGCCACCAAUUGUACCAUUAACACUCCAAUGGAUGUUUCAUUGAGUACUUCAGGUGAAUUAUACAUUGCUGAUAUGUACAAUUACAGAAUUAGAAAAGUUUUGACUAAUGGUACCAUUGUUACAUUUGCUGGAAGUGGUCAAUCAGGUCAUACAGGUGAUGGUGGUUUGGCAACCAAUGCUGCCAUGGCUCUUGCUUAUGGUGUAAAAGUUUUUUCAAAUGGAGAAGUUUACAUUUCCGAUAGUUUCAAUUUCAAAGUGAGAAAGGUUGAUGUUAAUGGAACUAUUACAACUGUAGCUGGUUCUGGUGUUGCUCCUUAUAGUGGUGAUAACAUUUUGGCUACUGCUGCCAAUUUGAAUUAUCCAAGUGAUGUUUUUCGUUUUGAUACAGGUGAAUUGGUCAUUGCUGAUACAAACAAUAAUAGAAUUAGACUUGUAAUGCCAAAUGGUACAAUUAUUACAACUGCUGGUAAUGGUACUGCUUCAUUCUCUGAUGGUGAAUUUGCUGAAGAGAAUGGAUUAUCUCUUCCAACUGGUUUGGUACUUAUUCAAAAUGGAUUGUUGAUUGCUGAUGCUGGUAAUAAGAGAAUUAGAUUGUUACAACGUACAAUUUUCUCAUGCUAUGGAAAGUCAACACUCGAUUCCAAUGUUUGCAGUGGUCAAGGAAGAUGUGUUGGUAAUAAUAUAUGUCAAUGUAAUGCUGGUUUUGAAGGACCAACUUGUCUUCCAUCCAAGUAUUAUAUUACAACUGUUGCAACUGAUUUUAAGGAUCCACAAAAGAUUGCCAAAUUGUCAAAUGGUGAUAUUAUCGUUUCUGAUACAGGUGAUCACUCUAUUAAGAAGAUUAGUUACUCAACUGGUGUUAUUUCAAGAAUUGCUGGUACUGGUGUUGCAGGUUUUUCAGGUGAUGGUGGUUUGGCUUCCCAAGCUCAACUCAAUAAGCCAUACGGUAUUGCAAUUACUGCUAAUGAUGAAAUUUACAUUGCUGACAAUUUAAAUCAUAGAAUUAGAUUUGUUGAUGUGAAUGGCAAUAUUUCAACUGUUGCUGGUACUUCAAUUGGUUUCUCUGGUGAUAGUGGUUUGGCAACAGCUGCUAAAUUAAAUGCUCCAAUGGAUGUUUCAUUGAGCGCUUCAGGUGAUUUAUAUAUUGCUGAUAGAGAUAAUUAUAGAAUUAGAAGAGUUAGCAGUGGAGUUAUUUCUACCUUUGCUGGUAAUGGUCAAUCUGGUUAUUCUGGUGAUGGUGGUCAAGCUACAAGUGCAGCCUUAUCUCAAGCUUAUGGUGUUAAGGUUAUUAAUGGCGAAGUUUACAUUUCAGAUAGUAACAAUUACAAAGUUAGAAAGGUUGAUGGAAGUGGAAUUAUUACAACUAUUGCUGGUUCUGGAGCUGCUCCUUUCAAUGGUGAUGGAUUGAUGGCAACUUCUUCGAAUAUGAACCAUCCAACUGAUGUUGCACUUCUACCAAGUGGUGAAAUGAUAAUUGCGGACACUGAUAACUAUAGAAUUAGAAUGGUUCUUUUGAAUGGUACAAUGGUCACUAUUGCAGGUAAUGGUAAUUAUGUUUCAAGUGGUGAUUAUGGCCUUGCUACAUCUGCUGGUUUGAAACUCCCAACCGGUAUUUUAAUUACUCAAGAUGGUAUCAUGUUCACUGAAACAAGUAGUGUUGGAAGUAAUGGAGGCGGUAAAGUUAGAUUAUUAUCAACAGUUUAUGUUCCUCCAUUGUGUAAUGGUAUGUCUGCAAGUGAUCCUUAUGUUUGUAACGGAAGAGGAUCAUGCAUUGGUAAAGAUUUGUGUCAAUGUAAUGCAGGAUUCAAUGGAACCUUCUGUGCAAAUUCUCAAUGUGUUAAACCAUCUGCUGAUAUCACAAUUCCAUGUUUUGGAAAUGGUAAUUGUUCAAAUGAUGUUUGUACAUGUGCUCCUGGUUUCUAUGGACCUUACUGUUCAAUCUCAGUUAUGAUUAGCUCUAGAGGAUAUACUCAUCCAAUUAUGGGUAUUUUCAUGAUGGCUACAGUUAAUUCAUUGACCCUUGAUGGUAUUUCAAAUGUUGAUUACAGUUGGUCUCAAAUUUCUGGUCCAACCAUUUCAAACUUGGCAACCAUGACCAAUUUGAAAACUCCAACAUUUAUCAUUCCAGGAAAAUUCAAUUCUCUUUCAUUCGAUAACGGUCUUGUUUCUGGUAAUACAUAUGGUUUUGCAUUGACUGCCAAGAUUACAACUGGUGCCUACACAACAACUGUCACAACCUCAACCACUGUUCUAGUUCAACAAAAUCCAGCAUUGACUUUCACAUUAAAAGAUGACAGUACCAAUCAAGCUAUUACUUCAGGUGUUGCUGGUACAACUGUUUUCAGAAUUAACAUUACAAGUAACUCAAAUCCAUACUCUGACUCUAGCUUCAAAUACGGAUUUGGUUUUGCAGAUUCUAAUAGUAUUACAAUUCUCACUGAUAUGAAAGAAGGUCCAGCUACUUUUAAAUUACCAUUCAUUUCAGGUCAAUCAAGUGUUGAUAUCUAUGUUGGAUGUGAAGGAACUAACUCAUACAGUGUUCAAAAAUUGACAACUGUCUCAUUGACAAAUCCAGUUUCAAACUUGCCAACAAGUCAAGCCAUUUCCUCAAUUCAAAAUCUCUUCACUUCAAAUUCUUCUGUUGGUGAUUUGUUGGGUGCUGCUUCACUUUUGAAUACCAUUACAACAACUGAUGCAACUCAAAUUGCAAAUAAGCAAACUAUCAGAAAUUCAAUCAUUACCACAAUUUCUAAAGCAAUUUCCACUGGAGAUCUUGGUUCUGCAAUUAAGGCCCUCUCUACCGUAACAUCAGUCACAUCAGAAAUCACUCAAACUUCUGCUGAUAACACACUUGAAACAAUGAUUAGUGGAACCAACAAUCCACAAUUCUCCAGAAAUGAAGUUGCUUCACUCGUUAAUAUUGCUUCAAGUAUUGGAUCAGUUUCAAGCGGUAGCAAGACAGUAUCACUUGGUAAUUCAAUAGGAUCUAAACUCAUUACACAAAUGUCCUUGGGAGAUUUAAUCAGUAGUAGUGGAGCCAAUUUUGGUAUUGCAAUUUCGAGAGGUGUGAAAUCAUUCGCUCUUGCAAAUGUUUCAAUUGCUUUACCAUCUAACACAAGAUCUUUGAAUGGCAUUGAAUGUUUCUUCAUUGAUAUUAAGGACCAACUUUCCUUCAUGCAAUGUUUGGCAAAUUCCAAUUGGGUAGCCAGAAAUGGACCAAAAUAUGCACCAGGUACUCAAAGAGCUCUUAACGCUGCCACAUAUACUAUUGGUUCAUUGGUUUAUGACCUGACACCAAUGUACGACAAUGGAACCAUUGUUUCUGGUAAUGUUACAAGUUCUACCGAUAUUCAAAUUACAAUUCCUUACACAGGAUCAUUGACACCAGUUUGUGGUAUUUUAAAUAGUGAUCAAACUUACUCUGUCAAUAGCAAAGCCACACUAGUCAAAGGAAAUGGUUCAGUAACUUGUAAAACUAAAGUAUUGAGAGGAAAUGUCUUGCUUUUAACUCAAGCUACAGCUGCUAGUUCACCUAUCACACCUAAGAAAUCGACAAUUGUUGGCGGAAGUGAAACAAACAAGUUGAGUGCAUUGUUGAUGUGUUUGUUGAUGGCUAUUUCCAUGUUACUCUUCUAA